AUGUCUCAUAGCUCAGUGGCCAGUCCCGGUUUGUUGGAUGGCCCACCCAAUCCCACCACCAGCCUCUCAAAGCAGGAAACAAGAUUAUCCACGGGAGCCUGUGAGCGGUGUCAUAGGUACAAGGAGAAAUGCAGCUUCCGGACGGGGCAAGAAGCAUGCUCCAGGUGCAAGGCGCUGGGCCAGCAGUGCCAUCCGAGGCCGAGGAAACGUAUGGGGCGCCGCCCUGUAGCCCAGAAGCUGCCCUACGGUACGACCUCCGUCAUGCAGCUGGUCGAGGACAGCCAGAGCCACUCAGUAAACCCGAUCUCUGGGGGCAAGUUCAUCAGCGAUAAUGUAACCCUAACCAGCCUAACUGGGCAUCCCCAUAGACGCUGCCGCAGAUCAGAUGUGAGGAUCCCGUACCCAAACACGGCGGCUCCGGUCGAUGCUACAGCGCGGACUGGCUUGCACUACGGCCCCCCAAGUUUCCACGCUCUCCGGCUACCUCUCCAGGGCUCGUGGCAGGUCCACCAGCUAAUCGACACCGCAGAGGGCUUUUUUCAAGUUCACCGCACCUUCAUGCUCGGUCGAAGUUUCGUCGACGGGUUUCAGUCCGUGGUGCGGCGACUGUUCGCGCGCUCUCCGCAGGUUCUCACUGAUGCGUAUUCCGUGGCCUUCAGACUGAUGAGCGCCCGGCAUGCAACGUUCCCAAGCCUGGAUGGUGAUGACCUGGCGAUCGGAGCUCGCUGUCUCCGGUCACUCAUGGCGGAAUCCUCAUCCAUCAAGCACCCGGAGGAUGCUGCGGUAAUAAUUUUGCUCGGGCAAGCUUUGCUCGUCUACAACACCUUGAUACCAUCCCCAACCACCCAGGUGAUCACACGCGGGACAUUGCUGAGUGUCAAGCAUUGGUACUCGGCUCUGGUGAAGCGGCCCUACCUGGACGCCGUGACUCUAACUCCCGUCCUCGUAGACACAGUUGAGUGCCUGGUUCGGAGAGAUAUGCCGGUGGUCCGGCUUCCGACCCCAGAUCGCUGCAUUAUAGACCGGUUUUUGGGCGUUUGCUCGUCGCUGCUUCCGCUUCUCUAUGACCUGUGCGAGCGGAGCUACCAGGCCAAAACCAACGGAUUUCAGGAACACUCAUCGCCUUCGAAUCCUGACCGGCAUGACACAUAUUCGGAUAUCGAACGCAAGAUACGCGACUGGGCACCGGAACUACCACCGUGUUUCUUUACCACAUUCUCGGCAUUAGAGGUCAGUGUCAUGCUGGCACAGGCCCGGUCCUACCGCCUCGCGACGUUGCUGGUUAUCCACCGUCUGCGCUUUCCGCUUGGGGUCAAUGAUCGUGUCGGCCAAUACUAUGCGGGCGACAUAUUAAGAGAGCUUUCUAUCCUAAAGACAUGGCCAUCGGAUGAGGCAACCGGUCUUGGCCUGGAUUUUCCGCUGUUGGUAGCCACGCUGGAGAUGCCGGGGCCGGGCAUGGACAUCUAUAAAGCCUUCGAGCCACUUAGGUUUCGCCAGCAACACUCUGAAAUGAUUCUGGAUUUUAUCAGGUUCGUAACGGCAGCACGGGACACCGGAUACACUGGACUGUGGUUUGAUUUGUUACAAGACCAGUUGCAGGGAGUUACGAUAACUUAG
Molecule: messenger RNA, 1617 nt
Organism: Aspergillus ochraceoroseus IBT 24754
Lineage: Eukaryota; Fungi; Ascomycota; Eurotiomycetes; Eurotiales; Aspergillaceae
Product: Zn(II)2Cys6 transcription factor
Exons: 1
Coding region: 1-1617 (538 amino acids)
Biological process (GO): regulation of DNA-templated transcription
Molecular function (GO): zinc ion binding; DNA-binding transcription factor activity, RNA polymerase II-specific
Source: RefSeq, a predicted model, not a curated record